AUGAUUCAAAGUCACUUACAAAUCAUUGUUGUGUUGUUGGCAGACGGUGUGACCAACUCUUAUCAGAUGAUGGUGGUAUCCACAGCGGAGGAAUGGUUCUCCUUCAAGUCUCUGCUGCAGAAUUGCUCAGGUGAUAAACACCUGCAGGUAACUUCUCAAGGAUCCCAUCAGGCCUGUGACCUGACUGUGGACGGCCGCUCAGUCAGCCUGCACUAUGCAGAGAUAAAGCAGAGCAUGACUGAGGAGGACAUGAGUCAGGAGUUAGAUGGGUGCUUUAGAGCCUGCGCUGAUGGGAUCUGCACUUUUCUGCUGCUUAUCCAAGGUGGACAUUAUACAAAGACAGAAAGAGGGUUGGUUGAGGUUUUGCAGGCUCACUUUGGAGAAGAGGCUUUAAAAUUCUUGAUGGUUCUCUCUCUGGAAGACGGAAAAGUUGCUGACACAUUCGAUGACGCCCUCCUGGAGUUACUUCAAAUGUGUGAGGGGAGGUACUCCCAAAUCACAUCAUCUGCAGCCGGUGACAAACUGCGCUCUCUUCUCAAGAUGGUCGACCACAUGCUGACUGAAAACGGCCUCACGGGCUACACAGAAGUCAUGCUGACAGAAGCAAAGACGAGGGGCAUGGAGAAUUCGUCCAUGAAGAUACUGAGACAGAAGGUGCUGGAGGCUGAGGAAAACGAGCAGGCUUUUGAGCUGAUGGUUCAACAACAGGAGGAGAGAAGAGCCAAAGAGAUGGAGGAGCUGAAGGCGAAACAUGCGGAGGAAAGACAGAAGGAGGCCGCUGAGAGAAAGCAACACGAGAAGAGAAAAAAGAGCUCCGAGGAGGCUGUGAUCAGCCACAGAGCCACGCUGAAGCCCCAGAUCACCCCCACUGAUGGUAACACUUUCCUCAUGUUGAUUUGAAAACUUCAGUCUUUUUUUCUGUGGUGGUUCAGAAGAAAGAUUAUGUUUACAUCUUAGUAAAUCUUAAUGGUUUUAAAAGCAGACUGAAAAUGUACUUUUUCAGUCUUGCUUUAAACUAAAUUUUAUAUCAUUAACUUUAAGUGUUUAAGCAUUUAUCUCUUUCUAGUUUUAAUGACAGGAUCGUCUUUUAUCGAACUAUUAUUGAGCUAUACUUCUAAUUUCUUUAAUUUCAUUCUAUGUUACUUUGUUUUUAGAUUUUAACCUAAACCUCCAGUGUUUCCUUAUCUUGAGUUUUAAAAUGACGUUUCCUCAGUGCGCACAUUCCUGUUUCCACAAAAUCAAGCCUUUUUAAGUUUAUGCAUUUUAAUACUGUUCAGAUCGUGGGGUGGGAAUGAGGGGUUGGGUUGGGGUAGAUUUAGGUAUUCUUUGUUUCUUUUAUUCCUUUCUUUGUGUAAAGCACUUUGUGCUACAUGGUCGUGUAUGAUAAGCGCUGUAUAAAUACAGACUGAUUGAGUAAUUGAGUAGUGUAGUGGUUAGCUCUGUCGCCUCACAGCAAGAAGGUCCUGGGUUUGAAUCCGGGUCAGGGCGUUUCUGUGUGGAGUUUGCAUGUUCUCCCUGAGAAAACAUGCAGAAGUGGGGUUAGGUUAAUUGGCCACUUACAAAUUGCCUGCAAGUGUGAAUGUGAUCAUGGAUGGUUGUUCAUCUCUAUAUGUCAGAACUGGCGACUUGUCCAGGGUGUCCCCUGCUUUCGCCUGAAGAUGCUGGGAUAGGCUCCAGCCCCCCCACGACCCCGGGGAACAGGAAUAAACAGUAGAAAAUGGGUGGAUGGGUGGUUGAUUAAUACAAGAGAUUUUCUUGAUGCUGCAGCUUCUACCACCAGGUGGUGAUACAGACACACAGUAAUAUUGGCAGGCCACAGCCAGAAGAAUCUGAAGGCGCUUUUCAACAGCAGGAACCUUUUUAUGAGCUCUGUGCAUUUUGAUAGAAAGAACCAGGGUCUGAGUUUAUGGUGGAAAUGUCAUGAUUUCAAAAAUACCUUUCUUCUCUUUUUUCUUUCUCUAAGAUGACAACGUAAAGAAGAUGUCCAUCGUCCUGUUGGGUCUAUCUGGCAGCGGGAAGACCUCUGCUCUGAAUCUGAUCCUAGAGAGAGUAGGAAACCAGUACUUAGCUAAUGAGUCUAGUCUGGAACCCCCUGAGCCCACCUUGUCUUGUGAGAGACAGGAAGUGCUCGCUGCAGGGAGGAAACUCAUCCUCGUGGACACGCCUGAGCUGUGGGAUGAAGACGGCUUUGAGGACUUGGAGCAGGUCAAGGACUGCCUGUCUUUGUCCUUACCGGGACCACAAGUCUUCCUGCUGGUUCUCCAGAUGGGCCGCUUCACCCAGGGCGAGUGUGAGAUGCUGGUGCACCUGCAGAGGAUAUUCGGAAGAGAGUUUACCGAGUACACCAUCGUUCUCUUCGUCAGCUUCGACGGCAGCCACCUCAGGCCUCAGAGGAUCGACGACCACGUCGCCGGAGCCCACGCUGCCCUGCAGGAUCUGAUCAGGAAGUGUGGGAGCAGGUAUUAUGAGCUGAAUGUGACCAAGUCUCACAACGCUCUGAACUGUCUUCAAGUGAAAGACCUGCUGACAGGAAUCAAUAAACUGGUGGCUUCACAUGGAGGUCAGCCCUACGCAGUGAGGAGGUUCUCUGUGCAGGAGCUGCAGGAGAGACGGAAAUACAUGGAGGAGAGGAAGGAGGGAGCUUUAGAAGUAAACAGCCUGUUAAGAGAUUCUUGA
This is a messenger RNA of Xyrichtys novacula (pearly razorfish), 2676 nucleotides long. The record is from the annotation of a GenBank genome assembly. NCBI's taxonomy places the organism in Eukaryota, Metazoa, Chordata, Actinopteri, Labriformes, Labridae.